AUGGAGACCAAUGAUUCUGAGAAUUCGAAUGCAACCGGAAGUCCAUGGAGGGUAAAAAAGAAAGAAAAGAAACAAAGAUUGAUCGAGAAACUUGCCAAGUGCAGGUUGGGUCAACAGAGAAAGAGGGAACAGAUGAAACAAUCAAUGCAAGAAGCUGCUCUCAGGGAUAUUACAGAUCAAGGUGUAAGUUCGAGUUUAUGGAAGUUACUUUUCCUGAUUUUUAGGUUGUUUCAGACGUUUGGAGGGCCUAGACUUUCUAUACAUUGUCUUAGACUUUUUUGGUGAAAUGAUUACAUUGUAUUAGACGGGUUGAUCAAUACAUUUUGUAUUUUUCUUGUAUUUGAAAACGUUUCAGCAGCCCAAGGCCUCCACCCCUCAAAAAAGCCCAGAAGUGUCUCUCAGGAAGGUCAACGAUUCUGUAGAUGCCGAUCCAAACCGCAAGGUUCAAGAGCUAAAGGAGGCCCUCACCGAAUGUCAAGCUGAAAUCUCAAAAAUGCGAGCCAAAAACGAGGAGAUGACGGAAGAAGUUGAAAGAUUGAAGAAGGCUUUGAUAGAUAAACAAGAGAGGGUCAGACAAUUGCGAGAUGUUAUGGCGCGCCUCAGAUUUGGUCAGAUCUCUACUGCUGCUGGAUAA
Bursaphelenchus xylophilus (pine wood nematode) is the source of this 634-nucleotide messenger RNA. NCBI's taxonomy places the organism in Eukaryota, Metazoa, Nematoda, Chromadorea, Rhabditida, Aphelenchoididae. The record is from the annotation of a GenBank genome assembly.